Molecule: messenger RNA, 1289 nt
Organism: Cuculus canorus (common cuckoo)
Lineage: Eukaryota; Metazoa; Chordata; Aves; Cuculiformes; Cuculidae
Product: peptide YY
Exons: 4
Coding region: 801-1085 (94 amino acids)
Biological process (GO): feeding behavior; neuropeptide signaling pathway
Cellular component (GO): extracellular region
Molecular function (GO): neuropeptide Y receptor binding; neuropeptide hormone activity
Source: RefSeq, a predicted model, not a curated record
GGAGCGGAAAGGGCAGCUCAUCUGUCCUGGAGGGCUGUGACAGCGGUCGAUGGUGGUGACGGGGGCUGUGGUAGCAGCUCUGUGCCUGCUCUGCUGUCUGGGGAAACUGAGGCAGCCGUGGCGGUGAGCUGUGUCCCUUUCCACUGUGCUUAUCCCGUGGCCCUCGUGCCAGCCGCAUGUCCAUGUGCUGUCUCUUGGCGGUGCCGUGUUUGUGUUCCUGCAUGUGGCUGAUGUCCCUGGUGCCACUGCCAUGUCCAAGGCUGUGGGGGGGCUGUGGCUGGGUGUCACACCCAUGCCCGUGUGCCAUGUUCAUAUGCCACAUCCAUGUGUGACAUCUGUGCUCGUGUGCUGUGCCCAUCUGGCAUUGCCAUGUGCCCAUACCAUGUCCCUGGGCUGUGCCUGGCUGUCACAUCCAUGCCCGUGUGCCGUGUUUGUGUGCCGUGUUCAUGUGUGACAUCCAUCUCCCUGUGCCAUGUUUGUGCGCUGUGGCUGGGUGUCAUAUCUGUGCCCAUGUGCCGUGUUCAAGUGUGACAUCUGUGUCCGUGUGCUGUGUCCGUGUCACAUCUGUGCCCGUGUGUUGUGUCCGUGUGUCCCGCCUAUGUCCCUGUGCCCUGCCGUGGGCUGGCGGGGGCUCUGCGUGCCGGGCGCUGUCGGGGGUGUGGGGGGUGCCGGGUCCCCGCGGGUCUCACGGGCGAGGGAGGAGCCAGCAGCCACCCCCGAGGGGAUAAAACCCGGGCGCAGAGGAGCUGCCCUGUCCCUGCGCUGUCACCCCAGCCCUGCUGUCACCUCCCGCCUCCGCUAUGGUGAUGUCCCCGCGGCCGUGGCGCAUGCUGGCCGUGCUGGCCCUGUGCACGCUGCUCUGUCUGGGCUCACUGGUGGCUGCGUACCCCCCAAAACCCGAGAACCCUGGGGACGACGCCUCCCCCGAGGAGAUGGCCAGGUACUUCUCAGCCCUUCGCCACUACAUCAACCUGGUGACGCGGCAGAGGUACGGCAAACGUGCCAGCCCCGAGGCUUUGGUGUCUGGGCUGCUCCUCGGGGCCAGCAGUGAUCGGUCACGGUACGACGAUGACUCUGCGUGGUGACCAGCUCCCCCAUCCCCUCAUCCCCCAAAUCCUCCCCGUCUCCGUCUCCCUACGGCACCGGGGCUCUGCCGCGGGGGUGUCCCCGGCACCUAAAACCAGCACGGCCCCCCCACCGGGAGGGCAAGGGGCCCCCAGAGCCCGGCCCGGGGUCUCCUGCUGGGGGACCCUGGCCCUGUCCCCUCCCCGUCACUGUCAGGGGGUCCU